GUUUUGUUAAAGUGACAUUGGUGAAUAAAUAUGGUGAGUAAAUCCUUUGUUGUUGUUUUCGUUUGAAAUUAUGGAACCAUCCAGUAGUACAUCAGUGUCGGUUGCUGCACCUAAUAAAACAGCUGCAGAAAAACACGCUGAACGCAUGGAAAGGCUACGUAAGCUUCACAUGCAGCGAAAUGAAGCACGUAAUUCCAACCAUCAAGAAGUCGUAGCAGAGGACGAACGCAAAAAACUGCCUACCAACUGGGAAGCUCGUAAACGGCAAGCAGAUUGGCUAAUCGAGGACAGCAAAGCGAAGGCGGAUGCUGAAGCUAAAGGACUUGAUUACAACCGUGUUAAGUUGAUGAAAGUCUCGGCCGCGGAAGCUGAUCGAUUUGAUAAGUUAAAAGCAAAGAAAAAGAAUGCCGACCCAGGAUUUUCAGAUUACGAAGCUCAAACGGCCCGACAGUAUAAUCGAUUGAUUAAAACUAUGGAACCAAGAGAUUUAGUUAGGUACGAAGAACAAAAACAAAAGUAUGGUGACGCAUUCUACGGGGGACCAAACGUGGUUUUACAAGGCUUACACAAAGACUCGCCAAACGCGGUCGAUAAGAUGGUAAAAGAUUUGGAACAGCAGAUCGAUAAAAGGAAGAAGUUCUCUCGUAGGAGAACUCACAACGAUGAUGCCGAUAUCGAUUAUAUCAACGAGAAGAACGCACGAUUUAACAAGAAGCUCGAACGAUUUUAUGGAGAACAUACGGCGGAAAUUAAGCAAAAUUUGGAACGUGGUACCGCGAUUUAAAAAUUACUUCGAAUCAUCUUUUAUAUUCCUGUCAUUAGGUUUUCAUGCUUUUUAAUAUAAUGUAAAAAAUAUGUAUGUAUCUGAAAAAUAAAUCGUAUACCCAUAGAAAUAUUA
This is a messenger RNA of Wyeomyia smithii (pitcher-plant mosquito), 898 nucleotides long. RefSeq names its product pre-mRNA-splicing factor Syf2. Gene Ontology annotation, cellular component: post-mRNA release spliceosomal complex; Prp19 complex; catalytic step 2 spliceosome. NCBI's taxonomy places the organism in Eukaryota, Metazoa, Arthropoda, Insecta, Diptera, Culicidae. The record is from RefSeq and is a predicted model, not a curated record. The transcript is spliced from 2 exons. Bases 71 to 784 code for a protein of 237 amino acids.